GGCGGACAAAUACGGUUCAGGACAGAAGAUGCUUGUAUUGCGGAAGUUUGUUCCAGUAUUAUUUACACCAUGCUGUUUCUGCUUGUAAGCUCUGCAAAUGUUUAGAUAUCUUUCUUGAAGACUGGGGAAUUACACCUUUUUUUGCCUUCGUUCAUGUAAUAGGUUAAAGAAUGGCAUGCACUUAUCUGAACCGUAUCUUUUCUCGCCGAUUUGCUUCAGCUUCACUAGCAUCUCGACUUUCUAGUGCAGAAAUUCUUCAGAUGCGCAAUGAGCUUUUCAAUAAGGAGAAGAGUCGACAGCAAUCUUUAUUUCCUCGUAUUGAGAAGAUUGAAGUCAAGCAUGUUGGCACAUCAGAUCCUGGUGCUUUAUUUAUCAUGAACAAGGGAUUAUCCACACCUUAUAAUUGUGCUAUGCAUCUGAGUGAAUGGUACUGUACGCAAUCUGUGCUAGCUCUAGUUGAUGGAGAGAUCUGGGAUAUGUAUAAACCUCUGACAAAGUCUUGUGAGAUCCGGUUCCUUACCUUUAAGGAUGCAAACCCAGAGGAAGUAAACCAGGCAUACUGGCGUUCAUGUGCUAUGCUUCUAGGAUAUGUAUUAGAGACAGCUUUCAAAGAUGAAUACACAAUUGAUCUGCACAGAAUUGUAGAAGUACCAGUUAUAGCUGGAGCUUUCUGCUAUGAUGUAGCUCUGGACAAGAGGCUUGAUGAAUGGAAGCCAUCAGUGGAAAAUCUUCACUCUCUCACAAAAGAAGCUCACAGUCUUAUUCAUAAAGAUUUGCCCUUUGAACCAUUGGAAGUGGAUGCAAGCUUGGCUUUAGAAAUGUUUCAGCACUGCAGGUACAAACAGAUUGCUAUAGAAGAGAGUGCAUCCCAGAAUCCUAACAGAAACAUAACAUUAUACAGGUGUGGUGAUUUUGUAGAUGUCAGUGAAGGCCCUCAUAUACCUAGAACCAGCUUCUGCUUUCAGUAUGAAAUCACAGCAGCUCAUAACCUUGAUACAAACCAGUAUGGACUUGUCCGCAGAUUUCAAGGACUCUCGGUUCCUGUUCACUUACAGACCCACCAUUCCAUAUGGAGAAGAUUAAGAAUACGGUCUCAGAAACUGGCCUUCCUGGAUGGCAAAAGUGUCUUCUGGAGACUGUAUGAUUGCACCAGGUUUGCAGUCAUCAGCAAACAUGUUCAGCCAUAAACUUCUUAACAUUAACUUUGACCUCUGAGAAGUAAAUGC
Messenger RNA from Protopterus annectens (West African lungfish), 1226 nucleotides. It is a transcript of the gene MRPL39, whose product is annotated as mitochondrial ribosomal protein L39. The record is from RefSeq and is a predicted model, not a curated record. Lineage: Eukaryota; Metazoa; Chordata; Ceratodontiformes; Protopteridae. Gene Ontology annotation, cellular component: mitochondrion. The transcript has 10 exons. Gene Ontology annotation, molecular function: RNA binding; nucleotide binding. The coding region runs from base 171 to 1187 and encodes 338 amino acids.